Messenger RNA from Stegastes partitus (bicolor damselfish), 1408 nucleotides. RefSeq names its product forkhead box protein D2-like. The record is from RefSeq and is a predicted model, not a curated record. Gene Ontology annotation, molecular function: RNA polymerase II cis-regulatory region sequence-specific DNA binding; DNA-binding transcription factor activity, RNA polymerase II-specific. Lineage: Eukaryota; Metazoa; Chordata; Actinopteri; Pomacentridae. Gene Ontology annotation, biological process: cell differentiation; regulation of transcription by RNA polymerase II; anatomical structure morphogenesis. The coding region runs from base 29 to 967 and encodes 312 amino acids. The transcript has a single exon.
GCCGCAGUCCCACCGGACACUCAGGACCAUGACCUUGGACAGGAAACUCACGGAAAAGACGGACACCGGCGUGGAGGGUCAGGCAGACUGCAGCGAAAAUGUGAAGCACGCAGGUUUUUCAGUUUUUAGUUCGGGCCACGCAGAUUUGGAGCAACGUGCUUCAUCCUUGAGUCCUGAAGAGCGAGAGGAGGGAGACUCUGGAGUCCGGCUGCAUGAUGAUCCAGGCAGGCGAACCGCCUCGGUGAAGCCUCCGUACUCCUACAUCGCCCUCAUCACCAUGGCCAUCCUCCAGAGCCCCAAAAAGAGACUCACCCUCAGUGAGAUUUGUGAUUUUAUCAGCCAGCGCUUCGCGUAUUAUCGGGAGAAGUUCCCUGCGUGGCAAAACUCAAUCCGUCACAACUUGUCUUUAAACGACUGCUUUGUCAAAAUGCCCCGGGAGCCUGGGAAUCCAGGCAAAGGGAAUUAUUGGACCCUGGAUCCCAUGUCGGCCGACAUGUUUGAGAACGGGAGUUUUCUUCGCCGCAGGAAACGUUUCAAGAGGCAGCAUCUGUAUUUGGGAACGCUGAAGGAGUCCAGGGCGCAGGAGCGCAGCCUCAUGCCCGUGUUUCCGCUCCUCGGAGCGCACAGGAUGAGUUCUAGUCUCCGGACUCCUGAGCUGUACCGUGACCUGGGCUCAGUAAGUCGUCUUGGGUCCCACGUUAUUCCUAACAUCCCACCUGUAAGCAGCAUUAUACCUGCGCUCUCCUCGCUCCUCUCCAAGAGUUUCCCUUCGAGUCAAACUUUUGAGCACUUCGACGGUCGACGCUGCGUCGCUGUGCCAUCUUUGGCUCCAAACUCCGCGUCCAUGCCUUCUGUCUCGCUGCACGAAAUGAUACCCAACUACCCCGUCUUUCAACUGCCCCUUUUUCCCACUGGGAUCAUUAAAGAUUCAUCUAAUUUAAUUCAAUCAAAUGCUGAUUUGAAUUGAAGGACAGCAAAGGACUCUUCUUUCUCUCCGCAUUAGAAUAAACUCACGGUACAAAGUGUAAACAAUAAUAACCUUUUUCAUUUCGGCCUAUACAGGUCACCAUAUUUAGAAUUUUUAUGGCUUGAAAUAAGUGUUUUUUAACGAUAUAUAUAUAUAUAUUUUUUAUUUAUUUUCUUUUAUUUUUUUUUUUAAAAAUUUGUUGGUCUUAUUUUGAAUAGAAAAAUACGACUGAUCUCAGUUUAGUGUCUGUGCAAUUUGAAUUUAAAAGUUAAGAGUUUACUAUAAUAAUUAAGACAUUAUAAAAUAAUUCCCGUUCACUGCCUGGAUAAAUAUUUUAGCAGCGAUUUUUGGGGGGAUUAUGACUGAUCGUCUUGUUGUAUGUGCUUGUGAGAUUUUAUUUUAUUUUAUUUUAUUUUUUUCAAAUUCAAAUUCAGAUGUGGG